ACGCCGAUCCUGAGGCAGAGUUGGUCAUGUCAACAGGCUUAAUGGACAUUAGAUGAUGAUAACCAUCCACCUCCACGUGUCUCCAUAUAAAGAUUAAUGUCGAUAUCUCAUGAAGAUUAAGGUACAAUCCAAGACCAUAGGGCAUUGUGGUCUGCAAGCUAAUUGACGGUCGGGGAAAUGUCACGGGUUUGACAGGCCAACUCCAACCAAACCAGAACAAACUAAGCCAAACCAAAUCAAAUCAGUCAAACUACACACACCACCUCACCUCCUCUCUUCUAUCUCUCUCUUUCACGCACACUCUCUCACCUCAAUACUUUUCAGGGCUCAGCCUGCGGUCUGCAUAAUCCCUUCGGCAGCCGCAAAGGCUUAUACAAUCUCCUCAUACUCAUAUCGGCUCGUCUUCUCCCUCCACCAUGCCGCUACGAGUCAACAUCCCUCCCGCGACCCGGGCCUGUCUCGUCAGCCUUCUGUCCCUUUCCCUGCUGUACAACAUCGCCCGAUGGCGUCAGAUGGACUCCACCCCCGGAAAACCCGCCGUCACUCCGAUCGUUCCCUAUCUUACUCUCGUCCCCUCGCGCUUCAUCUUCUACCCCUGGACCCUGAUCACCGCGACCUUUGUCGAGCAGAAUAUCUUCACCGUCCUCUUGAACGGCGCCACGCUCUUCUACGGCGGCAAGUACCUCGAGCGCGCAUGGAGCUCCCGCGAAUUCACAAAAUUCAUCGUCACCAUCGCGCUUAUUCCAAAUGCCGUGAUCGUGCCCUUCUAUUUGAUCGGGGGCGCCCUUCGAGGCGGCUCGUCCAGCAGUGUGGUACAGAUCUGUGGCGGCAUCUCGAUCCAAGCCUCCUUCCUCGUUGCGUUUAAACAACUUGUCCCGGAACACACCGUGACCAUCUUUAAAGGCCUGGUCAAGAUGCGCGUCAAGCACUUCCCAGCUCUGUUUCUCCUCCUGAACACGCUCAGUGGGAUCAUCUUCGGAACGCACGUCGCGGCGAUCCUUUCCUGGCUCGGCCUGUUGACAAGCUGGACGUACCUCCGGUUCUUCAAGCGCCAGCCCGAUCUUACAGGCACCUCGACCGACGGCCUCGGGAUCAAGGGCGACGCCAGCGAGACCUUUGCGUUUGCCGCGCUCUUCCCCGACCUCAUCCAACCGCCGAUCGCGUUUCUGUCGGAACAGGUCUACAACGUCCUGGUCGCCUUCAAGAUCCUCAGACCUUUCUCCGAGGAGGAUAUCGCAUCGGGCAACCAGCAGGUUCUCGCCCGCGGCGAAGCCGGUCUUCCCAGCCUGCUCAGCACCCGCAGCGCACGAGGCAUGGCCAAGCGCGAGGAGGCGGAACGGAGACGGGCCUUGGCGCUCAAAGCCUUGGACCAGCGACUCCAGGCUGCCGCCGCGGGGAGAGCGCCGGCAUCCUCGUCCCCCCAACCGACCACCCAGACCCCGACGACGGCCACUCCCACGGUCUCUGCCGGACAGGGAAUGCUGGGAGCCACCAGCUAUACCCCGGAUCAC
Messenger RNA from Aspergillus campestris IBT 28561, 1511 nucleotides. RefSeq names its product rhomboid family protein. The transcript has 2 exons. Gene Ontology annotation, cellular component: Golgi apparatus; membrane. The record is from RefSeq and is a predicted model, not a curated record. The annotation marks the transcript as partial. NCBI's taxonomy places the organism in Eukaryota, Fungi, Ascomycota, Eurotiomycetes, Eurotiales, Aspergillaceae. Gene Ontology annotation, biological process: retrograde vesicle-mediated transport, Golgi to endoplasmic reticulum.